Oryzias latipes (Japanese medaka) is the source of this 3908-nucleotide messenger RNA. RefSeq lists its product as uncharacterized. NCBI's taxonomy places the organism in Eukaryota, Metazoa, Chordata, Actinopteri, Beloniformes, Adrianichthyidae. The record is from RefSeq and is a predicted model, not a curated record.
CCCUGGGGUGGUCUCAGGUAUCUACUUCCUGUCGGGCCGACAUUCAUCCCUCUGCUCUCUGCUGGCUGCAGCUUGUGUUGAUGUUUUGGUCUCCUCGGAGCCACCAUGUUACAGUUACACAUGUUACGGCUGUUUGUGGAACAGCGGCUCUCCGCCGUCACCGACGACAUUUUCCGUCGUUUUGCGGCAGUCAUCACCGAAUACGAGCGCGAAGUUCUGCGGCUGAAACUGGAGCUUAGCAAGCAUCAGUCGCAGGCGCGUGUACAGCCCGGGGACGCGGGGGGAUACAGACCGCACGAGGAAGGGCGGGAACCGAACGAGGAGCAAGACGGCGAGCCGCUAGAUGUCGUGGAGGAUUCCCCCACAGAAGAAAAACCCCAGGUAAAGGCCUGGAGCUUCUCGCCCCACCUUAAGCUGGAAGAAGGGGCUUCUCCAGGACGAGAGGACACGGACAGGAAGACCACUCCUGGUCUGGAAAUCAACUUCCCUUCGGCAGACGGUCAAGUUCCUGCCGUCAAACAAGAAGUCGAUGAAGAAGACAUGUUGAUGGAGAUGAACCCCAACCUGGAAGGUGAGACUUUCUUAACUGAAGAAGACGAGCAGGUGAGGCCAAACUUCAGUCUGCACGUCCUCCCGGAGGAGGACGGAGCUUCGGGACCUGAGGCAGCCGACGCCGAGCUAACGCCAAAUCCUGAUUGGCAAAUGAAAAGAGUGGAUGAAGAUGGAAGCCCCUCCUUCCAUCAGAACCAUUCCUUUACACACGAGGAGCCCCUUUUCGAUUCUUCCGAGACUCUGUCCAGGCCCGAUGCUGGAGGAACCUACAGGCCUCCCGACCGCAGACGGAGCUCCAACGGCGAGUUAGAUUUAUCCAAUGAAUACAGUGACGGCGAUGUGGUGGAGGCGGGUGACCACUCCUCCCUGGCGUCUGAGACCAGACCUGUGGUUCGAAAGAUCCCGCUGACCUGCGGCAGCUGUGGGCGAGAGUUCAGCUCAAAGACGAGCCUGAGGAAACACGUCAGGAGGUACAACGGGAAGGACCAGGACCAGCUGCCGUGUAGCCUUCAGAGGCAGAAGGCUCCUUACCAGAGGUCCUCCACCCGCUUCAGCUGCAAAGUGUGCGGGAGCUCCUUCUACACGCAGGGGAUUCUGCUGCGGCACGCCGAAAGCCACUGCAAGGAGCCCGACAGCCUCUGCGGGGUCUGCGGGGAGCACCUGCAGUCCGCUCAGACCCUCACCGAACACCUGCAGUCCCACAAAGAACUGGGCAUCACCUGCGACGUCUGCGGGAAGAAGUGGAGCUCCAUGAAACGGAUGGAGAUCCACAAGCGGAUCCACACCGGCGAGAAGCCGUACCGCUGCGGGUUCUGCAGCCUGGACUUCAGCCGCAGGGAGAGUCUGGUCAGACACUUGAAGCUCCACAGUGGGGAGCAGCCCCACCGCUGUGGACUGUGCCGGAAGAGCUUCACCCGGAGGGAGUACCUGAUCCAGCACCUGGACCUCAUUCACAAAAUGGUCAAGUAGUUUGGAAGAAGGAAUUGUAGGCCAAUUUGACCGGAAACCAGAUUUUUUUGAACUGAGAUAAUGGCGUUUUUUUGUGAAAGUACGUUCACACCGCCCUCGGCAAGGCCGUUCAAGCAACCACUUUAAGGAAAAGUCUGUGGGUGUGUCCAAACUUGAGGGCUGAGCCCUUCAAUAGCCGUGGCUUCCAGGGCGACGUUGACGGGGUGCUUGGUCGAGCGGGGCGGAUGUUAACGGCUGUAAAUUUCUAAGAGUGCUGAAUUUAGAUAAUUCCAGCCGGUACAUCGGCGAAUAUCUUGUUGGCUAGAAACCGUGAGUCCCAAACAGAGAGGAGAAGUGAACCAAACCAACAUCUUCCUAGCUUAUUUGAUCCAACUUUUAAUCUUGGAGCUGUAAUUAUGAAAAGGUGUAAUUAUCUCCAACUCCGGGUCCCGCUUCGCAGUCCACCAUUGUUGUCAGAAAAUCUCCGAGUUCGGCCACAAUGCAUCUUGGGAUAUGGAUAGCAUGGAAGAAUACACCAGAGGAAUCCUUGAAAUCGGGUAAAAAGAAGGCCGUAUUCGUCUGCCGCAUUUGAAGGAGUCGUUGAAUUUGGACAGAACGUUUCAUGGCGCUGUGAGCUAAGCAUCCUUCAAACGCAGCCCAGGAAGAACGCAGCCCUCCAAUUUGGACACGGCUUAUGCAAACACCCGUUUCGGGCUAUGAACCCACACUGUAAGUUCAACCAGGUCGAAUUUUGACCGAUCAGGGACUCCGAUUUGGUAGUGACGUAUGGAUGGCGUCCGCUUUGAAUACACAGAAGUGCCAACCGUUUGAAAAUGGAUCAUGGAGGAGAAACGAAUAAUUGCGGUUUGUUCCUGGAAUGUUUGGACUGAGAUCCGCAAAAUUUUCCUCACUUCACCGAAUCUACGUUGGAGUGGUGGACGUGCGCUAGCAUCGGUUAGCAACAGUCAUCUGUUGCUAACCGAUGGGCUAAAUGUGCGUUCAAGAUUUUGUGUUUUUGUACGCACGUACAAGAUCAGAGACGUUUUCCUUAUUUCUCUACUAAAUUUAAGAUCCUUUAAUCGUAAUGUACACAGAUUUUAGGGGCGAGUGUUUAAAAAAAAGACGGUUUUAUGCAUUUCAAAUGUAUAACGGUUAAAAGAUGUUUCAUAUUAUGCGUGUAUUUAUGAUCCAGCUUCCGUCUGGUUGUACAUUUUUAGAUUAACCCUGAAGUUCUUGGUCAUAUCAAAACCAAAAUAUCUACCAAAGUACAAUCCUUGGGUGUAAUCUCUGCAGGUUAAAGCUCACUCCGAUAUCAACAAAAUAUCUGCUUGUAAAAAUAAUUAUUUGAAGUGCCUAAAUGCACUGUUUGCUGGAUGGGCUUGCAUAGUCGCCUUGACUGAACACGUGUUAGGAAUUAAACAUUUUCUCUGACUUUUAUGGGGGAAAAUGUUUUUAGGAACCAACUAAUGUAAAAAUUAUUUAAUAAUAUUUAAUAAAAUAUGUCUAAAUUAGUUGUUUUUACCUUAAAGAAACACUUCAGAUUGAUGCUUAAAAUCUGCACAUAUUUAAUUAAGGGUAAAAAUCAUACUUGUCUUUUUAUUUUAGGUACAUUGAUCUGUUGAAAUUGACGUUUGGCUGACCCAAAACGUUAAAUAUUAACAAUGUUUAUUCAGUCAAACUUUAUGAAAUAUUUUUAAAUAAAGCUGUGGAGCAAAUAUGGGAAAUGUGGGAAGGUUAUUGGUGGUUAUAUUGUGUUUUUAGGAAGGCGAGUUCCCAACUACGCCCAAGUAGCCGGGAUAGGCUCCGGCAACCCCGUGACCCCGAAAGGGAAUAAACGGUUAAGAAGAUGAAUGAAUGAGUUCCCAACAGAGGAACGGGAGAUGAAUUUAAUCUGUGUAUUAGUCUGUGAAAACAGUGACACCUACUGGCAUAACUGGUGAAUUACCUGAAGCAAGUCAAAUCUGUGCUUCCACAUUCAGAAAACUAUUUAACCCCAAAGCCAUCGAUGUGCUCCUGUCCUGUAGUUCAUCAUAUUUCCACUAGGGGCAGUAGAAUAGCUUUUCCUGUUCAUUUCAAGACAGCUGCCUUCUUGAAACAUCAAAAACACUUUUUUUCCAAUGGUAAAAAUAUUUCAUCUAUUAUUUGUUUUAUGAAAUGACUUCUUCCUGUAUUGAACAUAUGCAAAAUGUGUUGAUAAUUUUUUUGUACUACAGUUACACCAUGUUAAAAACUUGUGUUUCAAAUUUAAGACUGUGGGUAAAUAAGGCAGUUAUUUUCCAAAGACUCGUCAACAUUUUCAUGGGCAAAAAUGUAUCAAAUCACCCCUCAAAUCCUAAUUGAUAGUAUCUAUAUAUUAUCAUUUUAUUUGUGUGGAUUUUGUCAAAGAGUUUAUAAAAACAUCAAAAAUA